AUGGAGGAAGAGGCAGCAAGUGACGGUCGAAAGCUUCGGCAGUCGACUUUGUCGCACAAGCCUGGUCACUAUGAGGAGUCACAGGCAUAUGGUGAGGGCUGUCAGACGCCUGCAGCUGAUAACAAUGAGAACAGCUGCCAAACGGUUGCGCACAACAUUUCUGAGAGAAGUCCUGAACGAGGCAAACCCUUCAAAGAGUUCCUCUUGAAUGUGACUAAUGAUUUGGACUGGGGCAGCCCCGAGCCUGAAGAUAUUGGGGAGCCCAUCGAGUGGUGCCAGGUCACCCUUGGUGGGCAAUGGGUCCUUCUCUUGGCUCUUUGCCAGUACAAAGCAUUUGUGCCUGCCACGCAACUUCUCAAGAUGAAGGUCACCGAUAUCAUGGAUUUUGUUGGUCUAUACAUCCGUUGUCAUCGAGAGACAAAGCAAUGGGCCAAUGAGAUAAGCGGAACUACUGUUGAAGUUCUCCUUCAAAUGGCUAAAGGAGUUGGGGCAAGUGCAGACAAGACGAACGCUCUCAAGCGGCCUUGCCUUCCGACUGAUAUUCUUCAGGACCAUGAGCGGGUUCAGGCAAUCAAUUACCUGCUCCAAGUAGGCCAGUUUGGGUUUGUUGAGGAGGUCAACAAGUGGCGCGGUCAUUCUACCACCUUUCACACACUUCCUAUUGAGCCCGAGAUCAUGGCUGCAUGCUCCGUGAUCCUAGACAAAGGGAUGGGGAGCCUGGAGGUCAAAAAUAUCAAACUGCCGCAAAGCAACAAGGCCAGACAAUCAUUGCUAUGGCUUGGAGGAGUUCAGUCGGAGUUCCAUAACCUAGCGAAGUGUCUGGGUGAACUCGAAGCCUACCUUCCUCACUUGACUUUCCAGGACAAGUUGUCCGUUGUUGUAAGCAGCCAGAGCCCCAACCUCUCUUUGAUGGGCUGA
Molecule: messenger RNA, 918 nt
Organism: Colletotrichum graminicola M1.001
Lineage: Eukaryota; Fungi; Ascomycota; Sordariomycetes; Glomerellales; Glomerellaceae
Exons: 3
Coding region: 1-918 (305 amino acids)
Source: RefSeq, a predicted model, not a curated record